CCGUUAUGGAUUGCAGACGUCACGCAAGAGGACAGCGCAAUCACAACACAACACAACAUCGCAAGCAACAAACAACGUGCACGCACCCGUCCUCAUCAACCUUCUUCGUGCGUGCCGCACGUGGAGGUUAAACAUCACCACCACCACACGGCAGCAAUGGACAAUCAAUCUUGCUUGCGUCCAAACCUAGCCAGCCGGUCUGGUGUUGUGAGACCUCCACCUCACGCACACACGCAAACGCACACACGCACCCUCCUGUCAGCAUGAAUCGUGUGACUUGAACAUGGCAUUUUCUUCACCACAAAGUCACGUCCACAACAAGCAGCGUCGGAGAUCUAAAAGAAGAAGAAGAGCAGGCAUCGUCGUUGUUCCAUCCAAGACCACGCAAGCGACCAAGCAAGCGAGGGACCAAGCAAGCGAGGGACCAAGGGUGCUUCAAGCUUCCAACCGCUUCAACAGCAGCCAUGGAUUUCAACCCAAGGAGCUCUGGGACCGCCAACGUGCAGCUGCCGGAACGCGGCAUGCCAAAAGUGGCGCCACCGAGUGAAGUGAAGAAGUUUACCGUGGAUGCCUCACGCUGGGGCCUUCCAGGCCUCACCGCCCGCCUCAAGCCCAGCAUGCACGCCAAGGCUGCCGAUCCCACCUGCCUGCAAAACGGCGCGACGGUGGAGGGCCGACUGUCGCUGAUACAUCCGGGAUGGGUUCAGCUGGAAAACGGCACGUGGAUCCCCACAAAGCAGCGCGGACACAACGUGCUCCAAGAACAGGACCCAAACAUCAAGAUGUAAAUGUCAACCUGUAACCCUCUCCCUCCCUGUCUCUCUCUCUCUCUCUGUGUGUUUGUGUCCCUGCCUCUGUCUCCGUACUUGCUGUUCCCGGACUUUUGUCCGUGAUGUGUGCGUGAAGGUUGUCUGUAUGACAAACCCCCUUUAAAUGUCCCCAUUCCUCUCCUCUCUUCUGUGUUGUGCGUGUGCGCGUGCGUGUGCGCGUGCAUGUGCGCGUGCGCGUUCCCCUCUCUGAAGCAUUGUCGUAUUUGACUGCGCUACUUGCGCAAAUGAUUGACGUGCCUGGCACUUCUCCGUACGGCCAUCCUCUUGUGUCUCACUUUGCCCAGAGCGCACGUGCUUGUGUGUGUGCGUGUGUGUGUGUGUGUGUGCUUGUGUGCGUGUGUGUUUAUGGGUGGUUAUGUUUGUGCGUGUGUGUUCUUGCGUGUGAGUUGAUCUCGCAGUGUCUCCCCUUCCCCACCUCCGCGUAACAAUAAACGUGUUGCCCUCAUGUCAGCACCAACAGCACUGGCUUGCGUGCUCCAAACCAGCGA
Molecule: messenger RNA, 1318 nt
Organism: Salpingoeca rosetta
Lineage: Eukaryota; Choanoflagellata; Craspedida; Salpingoecidae
Exons: 2
Coding region: 465-788 (107 amino acids)
Source: RefSeq, a predicted model, not a curated record